UUCACUGGAUCCCGGGAGCCUAAAACCUUAGAUACCUCCACUAAAGGUCUGGCACUUCACGAGGCGUCAGUUUAGAAUAGCGAGGAGGAAGGCAUGGACGCGGGACUCAGCCACGCCAAUGCAUCCUGUCUGCGGGUAAUGGUGUUCAAUUACUUUCCGCAUAUGGGGAUAAUCGGCGAAGGAGCGAAUCGCAAGGUGGUAGGAACUCUGAUGCCGGUUCUGGACAUCAUUGCUCGUCACGUCGGCUUCUGUCUCGAAUUCGUGGUGAAUUCCGAUAACGUUUUUGGGGAGGUGUUAGCAAAUGGAUCAGCGACCGGCACUUUGGGAGCCGUGCUUGAUGGGCAAGUAGACAUGACCGGAGUGCUGACGGUGACAGAAGGUCGCACCAAGCAUCUGGACUUCAGCCGACAUCUCUUUUUGGAAAUUAUGCAGGUGGCGGUGAAGAGGCCCGUCCUGGAGCCUGAUGUGGCGGGCUUCGUUAAACCGUUCACAAGCUGGGUCUGGCUAUCGAUAGUGGUCGCCAUGCUCCUCACGGCCCUGGCCUGCACCCUCCUGCUGACCGUGUGGCGCUCCCCGACCUCCGACACGCCCCACAGAGAGCGUGACUGUGGCUGCGGCGGUGAGGCCUCUCUUGGGAGUACCCUGCCGCCUCUGCUGUGGUGUCUGGCUGUGCUGCUGUCCCGGGGAACGACGUGGGUAUAUAAGACGGUGUCGCUACGAGUGAUUGCCAGCGUUUGGUUCCUCGCCUCGUUUAUACUCUCCACCGUGUACAGCUCCAAUCUGAAGGCCAUGCUGAUCACCCCGAGAGUCCAGCUGCCUUUCGAUAACCUGGAGGAGCUGGACAAGUCUCAGUAUCCCUUGUACUUGAUUGAAACAUCAGCCACGCACACAGCCAUCAGCGCGGCCGCGGAUGACUCGCCGCUGGGACGCUUGAAGGACCAGGUGGUGACGAUGCAGGACGAGUUGGAGAUAGCUCGCCUCUUCUACGCCGGCAACCGCAUGUCCAUCGCCGGCUUGAGCAUCUCCUUCCGACACUUCAUGAACCACGCCUUCUCGAGGAACGGCUUCUGCACCGAAUAUGUGAUGCAGGGCGACCGUCUCAUGGAGGGGCUGAGCCAGGCGCUGGGCUUCCCGAAGGGCUCGCGUCUCCGGCCCAGGGUGGACGACGUGAUCCUGAGGCUGCGCGAGGCAGGAAUCAUCAACUACCUGUUGUACCGCGCGAUGCCCAACAGCUCCCUCUGCUUAGGCCCGAUAGACCAGGCGCCCUCCUCCAACAAGCUGCGCGCACAGACCCUUCAGGACUUCUACGGCGUCUUCUUCAUCUUUAUCGGGGGGAACUUCCUCGCCGCCGUGGCCUUCGCUGCCGAGAUGCUGACGCGACGCAGGAACAACACGACGAGCGACCAGUGACGUGUGGGGAGAGGAAAUCUGUCGUCGCUUUCAAGUCCACAGUUUUAUGUGUUAUGUAUCCUAGUUAUCUUCAGGCCAAUUUCCUUUGUGAUCAGACUCAAUAAAUCACGUCUUG
Molecule: messenger RNA, 1525 nt
Organism: Eriocheir sinensis (Chinese mitten crab)
Lineage: Eukaryota; Metazoa; Arthropoda; Malacostraca; Decapoda; Varunidae
Product: glutamate receptor 4-like
Exons: 10
Coding region: 94-1410 (438 amino acids)
Cellular component (GO): membrane
Molecular function (GO): glutamate-gated receptor activity
Source: RefSeq, a predicted model, not a curated record